Aureobasidium subglaciale EXF-2481 is the source of this 1290-nucleotide messenger RNA. RefSeq lists its product as uncharacterized. The coding region runs from base 1 to 1290 and encodes 429 amino acids. The record is from RefSeq and is a predicted model, not a curated record. The transcript has 4 exons. NCBI's taxonomy places the organism in Eukaryota, Fungi, Ascomycota, Dothideomycetes, Dothideales, Saccotheciaceae.
AUGUCGUGUCGAAACAAUCUUCGCAGCCGGCCACUUUUGCUGCUGUCGCUGGCUCUCGCGUCCUUCUGGCAAUCUGCUCAUGCUCUGAGCCAGACAUACUGUUCGAGUCAAAACUCGGGCUCCGACUUUAGCGCUGUGACUGACAUCUACCAAUCCAAUGGUGCAUGCCAUGAUACAUGCGCCGCCAGCUAUGCCUUCGCCAUUGUUCAGUACCAACAGUGCUGGUGCUCCAACUAUGCUCCUGCAGAUCAGCUCGACGUUUCCGAGUGCAGUCAAGCUUGUCCCGGUUAUCCCGACGAAAGCUGUGGUGACAAGGACAACGGCCUCUAUGGCUACAUCAAGCUCAACAUCAGCCCAUCGGGCACCCAAGGUUCGGGCUCAAGUAGCGGCUCUACGAGCAGUGCCGCGAGAUCCUCCACACAGCAACCGACAUCUACCUCCUCAUCCUCUUCCUCCGUGCAGAGCGAUACCAUCGUACCUGUCACCGUGACCGUAAAGCAGAGUGCUUCGGUCGUUGUAUCUUUCGUCACACCUUCAGUCUCAAGUGCAGCUGCGACAACUCGGACUUCUUCCACAUCAUCAUCAACGCCAUCCACAACAUUGACCUCUUUUUCUAUCACAUCGACUCAAGGAGCUGUUGUGGCAAGCAGCCAGUCCUCCACCAUCGACACAAGCUCACUCUCCCAUACCACCCUCGUUAGCACCCGCGUGGUCACCGUCUCAGGAGGCCCCGUCACGCAAACUGUCACGAGUACUGCCGUCGUUGACCCUGGCGCUGACUCGCAACGCCAAAUAGAACAGAAGGGCGUCUCUGGCGGAACUGUGGCUGGUGCCGUCGUUGGUUCUGUCGCCGGUGUCGCUCUUCUCCUAGCAGGUGCUUUCUUCCUAUGGCGGAGGAAGCGUUCCGAGACGCCAGACCCAGAGUCCCCACGAUCGAGUUCGGGCUCCGGAUCAGCGCGAAGAAGAAUGGAGCGUAACACCAGCGUUCUCAGCAAGACUGGUCUACUAUCAUCCAUAGGCAACGCUGCAGACGCCGAGAAGUUCCACGACGACUCGGCCCAGACUCACAAAUACCAUGUCAGCGAGUCCACUGCACCCAUUCCUGCCAGCCCGGACGGCGAUAACAGACGCAACAGCCGCCCGCUCGUUUAUGAUCAACGUCUAAAUCCCGCCGCCCUGAUGGAGCAUUGGGAAAGGAACGGCAGUCGUGCGAGCAUUGGUACGAUGCAAGACCAACGAGACUACUCGCGACCUUUAGGGGUCACCAAUCCCGACCCAGUCGAUGACUAG